This is a messenger RNA of Mustela erminea (ermine), 999 nucleotides long. RefSeq names its product microtubule associated protein 1 light chain 3 gamma (gene MAP1LC3C). Gene Ontology annotation, molecular function: ubiquitin protein ligase binding. NCBI's taxonomy places the organism in Eukaryota, Metazoa, Chordata, Mammalia, Carnivora, Mustelidae. Gene Ontology annotation, cellular component: autophagosome membrane; cytosol; autophagosome. Gene Ontology annotation, biological process: autophagy of mitochondrion; autophagosome assembly; cellular response to nitrogen starvation. Bases 1 to 819 code for a protein of 272 amino acids. The record is from RefSeq and is a predicted model, not a curated record. The transcript is spliced from 6 exons.
AUGUUCCCGAAGCCGGAGACUGGGACGCAGCGGACUCCGGUGACGCGGGGUGAUAGGUUCAGGCAGGGGGAACGCCGGGGCUCCGAGCGGCAGGUCUUCAGGGGAGGCCGUGCGACAUCCUCCCCCAGCUUCCGAAGAUGCCAGAAGCGGGGCUCCCAGCAGACGCCAGGACCGGGGCCCAGUUUGCGGCAGGGCGGGCGGCCCCUGAGCGCAGCAGGCCUUGCGGCAUCGACGCUGUGUCCUCUGGCGUGGGUCACCUUCCGGACGAUGGUCCCGGCGGUGGGGAUUUUUUUUAAGUCAGACACAGGCACAGCUGUUGCACAGAAAACCCAAAGCCUCAGACCCUUCAAGCAGAGGAAGAGUUUAGCAACCGGACUAGAGGAAGUUGCUGGAAUCCGGGCAAAGUUCCCAAACAAGGUCCCGGUGAUAGUGGAGCGCUACCCCGGGGAGAAGUUCCUGCCUCCGCUGGACAAGACCAAGUUCCUGGUCCCGCAGGGGCUGACCAUGACCCAGUUCCUCAGCGUCGUCCGGAGCCGCCUGGUCCUCGGGGCCACUGAAGCCUUUUAUUUGCUGGUGAACAACAAGAGCCUGGUGAGCAUGAGUGUGACCAUGGCAGAAGUCUACAGGGACUUCAAGGACAAGGACGGCUUUGUGUACGUGACCUACGCUUCCCAGGAGAUGUUCGGCUGCCCGGGGUCAGGGCAGACCCUGCCAUCCUCUCCAGAACGUGUCGGGAACCAGUCCUUGAACCCGUGGAGGGAUGGAGCGCCUCCUGUGUGUGUGUCGGGCCAUCCAGGGAGCCGUGCUGCACAUCUGUGAUCGGCAGCGCCCCCACGACAGGAGGUCCGGCCGUCCCUGUAUCUUUGUGGGGCUCCUUGCUCUUGUGCGCUCUGAGACAGCGGGGGGCUCCUGGGAUUCUGUACCUACUGAGUCUCUUCCGAGUAAGAAUCGGUGAGCUUGUGUGAUGGUUUUCUGCGAUGAGCUGGGGAUGGAUUUUAA